AUGUCGCUCGCCACUGUUACCGAGCUGGCCACUGACCUGCUCGACUAUGUCGACUACAGGCAGCGCAGCUUCCUGAUCUCCGCCGCCAGCAUCGCCUUCAACCCUACCUUCUGGAACAUCGUCGCCCGCAAAGAAUACCGCACGCACUUCCUAACUCGCGCCUUCGGUGGUAACGCCCAGCGAGCAUGCUACUUCCUCGCGGCGACCAUCUUCUCGCUCGGCCUCGUCCGGGACUUCCUGUACGAGCGCGCCCUGCGCGACCAGCCGACACAUCCGGCUCUGGAGGCGCCGCACGUGCAGUACGCGGCGUACGCCCUGCUGGCCGUGGGCAACAUUCUCGUCUUGUCUUCGACCUACCAGCUGGGCAUCACAGGUACAUUCCUGGGCGACUACUUCGGCAUCUUGCUGGAUGACAUCGUGACGGGGUUCCCGUUCAACCUGAUGAAUGCACCCAUGUACUAUGGGUCGACCAUGAACUUUUUGGGGACAGCGUUGUUGUAUGGGAAGCCGGCUGGCAUUGUGCUGACGUUGCAUGUGUUGGUCGUAUAUUUGGUCGCGAUUCGGUUCGAGGAUAGUUUUACGGCAGCGAUUUAUGCUAAGCGCGACAAGGAGAGGAAAGAGGGGAAGGAGAGCAAGAAGGAGCUUUAA
Messenger RNA from Thermochaetoides thermophila DSM 1495, 648 nucleotides. Its product is annotated as methylene-fatty-acyl-phospholipid synthase-like protein. Gene Ontology annotation, molecular function: S-adenosylmethionine-dependent methyltransferase activity. The transcript has 4 exons. Gene Ontology annotation, biological process: phosphatidylcholine biosynthetic process. Lineage: Eukaryota; Fungi; Ascomycota; Sordariomycetes; Sordariales; Chaetomiaceae. The record is from RefSeq and is a predicted model, not a curated record. Bases 1 to 648 code for a protein of 215 amino acids.